UACAACAUGAUAUUGUUCCUUUCAAGUCAUUUCUUAACUACCAGCAUUAGCAUAAGCUUAAUCACAAUUCAUAACCAAACCAAACCAUACUAUACUUUAACUUCACUCCUACUCAAAAAAAAAAAAACAACCUUAAAAAAUAAAAAUUUCGUCAUCAUUAUGUUUCUCUAUGCAUUAAUUCACACUCUUUCUUCCCAUCUUGUUACCACCUUAUGCCACCCUCCAAACCAAUGAAUUGAAACAAUGAAUUUUCUUAGAAAAAAGCUUCCUCUUCCAAUCAUUAUCACUACAAUUUGUGUUCUACUCUUCACAUCAGUUUUGUAUGCUGAGAGACUCAGUUUUCUUUCUUCCACAAAUAUUUUCAAGUUCAAAACAUGUCCAAGAAAGCACGUUAAACCAACGACUAAUGAUAGAAAAAUAGAGGAUGUGGUUGCAAAUGCAUCAUGGAUUGAUGAUAGGUUUGAUUUUGACCCAGAAGAAUGCAAUGUUGCUAAUGGAAAAUGGGUAUUUAACAGUUCAAUAAAGCCUUUAUAUUCAGAUACAAGUUGUCCAUACAUAGAUAAACAAUUUUCUUGUGUCAAGAAUGGAAGGAAUGAUUCUGAUUAUCUUCAUUGGGAGUGGCAGCCAGAAGAUUGUACCUUGCCUCAAUUUAAUCCAGAAAUAGCCCUCACAAAACUUCAAGGAAAAAGACUUCUAUUUGUAGGAGAUUCACUACAAAGAAACCAAUGGGAAUCUUUUGUAUGUUUGAUUCAAGGUAUCAUACCGGAAAAGAUGAAGUCAAUGAAAAAAGGGCGAGUUCAUUCAGUCUUUAAAGCUAAGGAAUAUAAUGCUAGCAUAGAAUUCUAUUGGGCACCAUUUCUUGUGGAGUCAAACACUGAUAUUCAUAUAAUAGGGGAUCCAAAGAAGAGGAUAAUAAAAGUUGAUGAAAUCACUGAACGUGCCAAAAAUUGGACAGGAGUUGAUAUUCUUGUUUUCAAUACCUAUGUUUGGUGGAUGAGUGGUCUUAGAGUUAAAGCAUUGUGGGGCUCAUUUGGCAAUGGAGAUGAAGGAUAUGAAGAAUUAGAGACACAUGUUGCUUACAACUUAGGUUUGAGGACAUGGGCCAAUUGGGUGGACUCAACUAUCAAUCCAAACAAAACAAGGGUCUUCUUCACAACUAUGUCCCCUGCACACACAAAAAGUGCUGAUUGGGGCAACAAGGAUGGUGUAAAAUGUUUUAAUGAGACAAAGCCAGUGAAAAAGAAGAAUCAUUGGGGAAGUGGUUCAAAUAAGGGUAUGAUGAAUGUGGUAGCCAAAGUUAUAAAGAAAAUGAAAGUUCCAAUAACUAUCAUCAACAUAACACAAAUUUCAGAAUAUAGAAUUGAUGCACAUUCAUCAGUUUAUACUGAAACUGGUGGAAAAUUGUUGACUAAGGAAGAAAUGACUAAUCCAUUAAAUGCAGAUUGUAUACAUUGGUGUUUGCCUGGAGUUCCUGAUACUUGGAAUCAAAUAUUUUAUGCAAUGUUGUGACAAAUAUAAAUGUAAAAAAAAAUUAUUUUCUUUUUCUUUUUUUUGUUGUGACAUGAAGAUGUCAAUUAUGUAAAACUAUGUGUUCACAUUCAUUCUUUUUUGGCAUUUUUGUGAUAAAAAAAA
Messenger RNA from Cicer arietinum (chickpea), 1632 nucleotides. RefSeq names its product protein trichome birefringence-like 3. NCBI's taxonomy places the organism in Eukaryota, Viridiplantae, Streptophyta, Magnoliopsida, Fabales, Fabaceae. Gene Ontology annotation, molecular function: O-acetyltransferase activity. The record is from RefSeq and is a predicted model, not a curated record. Gene Ontology annotation, cellular component: Golgi apparatus.